AUGCGGAUUUUCUCCCGUGAUACCAUUACGGAUUUUGUGCGAAGGGGGGACCUCGUUGGCGUUCGUCGACGCUUGGAAAAAGGUGACAAUGUCAAUGAACGUCGCAGCUUCAAUAAUACACCACUUAUCGAGGCGGCACGAUACAAUGUCGUCGAUAUUCUUGAGCUCUUGAUCGCGUACGGCGCUGAUCUUGAGCUGACAAAUUCAAACGACCUCACAGCGCUUCAUGCUGCGAUUGACGAGAAAAGAAGUGCCACUGCUAUUGCAUUGGCUCAACAUGGCGCCAGUGCGAAUCAUGUCGGACUUUUUGGUCGAACACCACUACAAUGUGCAGUCAUGAGAGAUUUACUUGAUGUCACUGCGGUGCUUCUUGCACGGGGAGCAGAUCCGAUUGUCAAAAGUGAUUCUGGAAAGACUGCUAUUGAGUACGUUCGAACUGGGCCGAAUUCGGUGGAGAUGGAGAAACUUUUAACGGCAUACACAAACGUAGAGGCAGCAAUUGGUGCCAUGAAUGCUGAUGCAAUUACAGUGUGUUUGCGGGAAUUAUUGACAGGAGAUCGUACAGCUGAUGUCUCCAAUAUUGACGCAGCAAUUCAGUUGAAACAUACUGAAGCAGUGACGAUUCUUCUUCAAAUGUCUUUGGCUUCUGAUACACUUGUGGAAAUGGUUGACACGUACAAGAUUGUGGAGCAAGGAGUGAAGCAAACGGAAGACGAAAUAUGGCGACACGAAUUAAAAAAUCUUGCAGAAGAUUUCGGAAGAGGGGUGCUGACUUUAUUAAUGAAUUCAGGUGACGUUGAGCUUCUGAAGCAGCUAGUGGAAGACACGAUGGGAUUUGACUGGAUUCAAAACUUACGAUUAAGUAAUGGGUGGACACCGCUCCACUUGGCAGCUUCACAAACAAACUUUGCAUUAGUCCGGUAUCUUCUCGUUGAGUGUGGCAGCAAUCCUCUGGUGUUGUCUCCUGGUGGCAGAACAGCGUUUGAUUACGCAGUGGAGCUCGACAAAGAUAGCAGAGUCUCGUAUUUACUGCGAGAACAUAUCAAGCAGCGUGCGUUUUGGGAGCGUGCGACGUUGAUUUUAGGCACAUCGGAUGUUUCUAUGAUGAAAUUGCGUCCACUAUUAAGCUUGAUGACAAGUGUCUACGAUCUUCAUAUCAUUUUUGGUCUGGGAUUUCGGACGCUUAGCCAUACUGAGAUGCACGCGCUCCUAUCUGAAGCUUUUGACGAAGUCAUUCGAGCCAAACUUGUCGUAGACGACCAAGCUACAGUAUUUUUUAAGCUCGCACUUCGGGUUUGUCGGCGUGAAAAUUUCAUUUCCGAAGUGGAACAACUGAAAUGGGAUUUAAAAGCGACUAAAGUGAGAGGAGGGAGUCUAGUCUGGGACCGCGAAAUCAAGCGCUCGUUGCUUACGAUCGCAUGUAGAUUCAAAAAGGUGGAUAAGAACUCUUUGUUGCUUCAGAAACAGUACAAAUUGCUGCGAGCAGGACUUCAUCAACGUCCGACUCAGGGAAAGAUCAAAUCUCACACACGUCAACGGUAUCUUUCUCUGUUGUUUGUAGCAUUAAUAUUGAGCGGUUGUUCGGGCUACAAAGACGAUUUUGGUGUUGCGUACAAUCCGGCAAAAUUCCUCGCCAUGAUGAGUACAGACAACGUUGAGAACUUUGUUGCUGGAAUCAUCAAUGCGUUUAAUUUCAAAAGUGAAUUUGAAGCAUUGCUAGUUCAUUCGGCAAUUGAUCCGAUGGAACUUGUAUUUGUGCUCCGGGAUAUUGCGAAUCUAGAACUCCCUGAGAGUGUAAGAAUCAAGAUCUCCCCGUGGAAAUUACCUGAUCGGGUUAUCAUAAGCACUUGA
Messenger RNA from Plasmopara halstedii, 1851 nucleotides. Its product is annotated as Ankyrin. Bases 1 to 1851 code for a protein of 616 amino acids. NCBI's taxonomy places the organism in Eukaryota, Oomycota, Peronosporomycetes, Peronosporales, Peronosporaceae. The transcript has a single exon. Gene Ontology annotation, molecular function: protein binding. The record is from RefSeq and is a predicted model, not a curated record.